AUGUGCGUGUGCUUGCGUGCGUGCGUGAUCGCCUGACGGUAACACAGGUGCAUUCAUCAGUUCACUCAUUGGCCUGUGACUGAAAAACACACAGCAACGCUUGACUGACUUUUAAAGCCUAUUAUAAAGAGGAGCUCUUCAAGGGGGGGCCGAUCCAGUUUUAGUUUCAAUACAAGUCUAAUACCUACAGUUAUGGGAAAUCGGCUUAAUAAAUCAUCCAGUGGAGUAGGGUUUACCAGAAAAGCUUUUGUGUUUUUGAUGACAAAAAUGGAAAAACAAAAACAAAUAAGCUUUUUCAGUUUUUCUGGGAUGAGUUUUAUAACCCUCAGGGAGCCUGGCGCAGAAGGCAGGCAAGAGAGAUCGGUGAACUUUUGGCCAGAGAUUCUGGAGGCAGCACUGGCACGCACAGAGCAGGCAGAGCUAUAGAGCUUGUGUUUCCUCUUUCUCUCUUUCUCCCUUUCUCUUCCUCUCCCCCAGGGACAGGCCUGAACAUGCAGAUUAAAUGACUGUGCAUCGCUCCCACACACAGCCUGGGCACACAGAACCGGCUCAAACCGGCCGCCGCCGGCUCGCCUCUACCUCUGAUCACGGCUGGUUGCACUAAGACGGCCACUAGUGCCAUGGCGCAUCUGUCUUCACAUCACUAUCCAAUCAGAGUCUGAACGCCAAAGACACAUCAAGGAAACACAUGAUCAGUGAGUCAUGGUCCUCUUGAAGGGGUGAGGGACUAUGAGGUAGUCCGACCCAUCAGACUACAUACUCUGCAGAAAAGAGAAACCGAGUCAUCCAGGCCAGAAACGUUGAAGUAUGCAAUGAGAGUGGGUGGGAGAGACAUUGAGAUGCAUCUGGAGAAGAAUAGGGAAUUAUUCACGAAAGACUAUAGUGAGACUUACUACACUGAGGAUGGCACACCAGUCACCUCUACGCCUCAGGAUAUGGAUCACUGCUACUAUCACGGCAGUAUUGUGGAUGACAGUGAGUCUACGGUCAGCAUGAGCACCUGCGAUGGACUCAGUGGAUAUUUCAGAACGGCCGCCCAAAGGUACCUGAUUGAGCCCCUGUCAGGGGGGGAUGAUGGUGAUCACGCAGUGCUGAAAUACGAGGACCAGAGCCCCAAGCCUGUGGUGUGUGGAGUCACUAAUACUACCUGGAACGAAGACUACCCUUCCAUUACUGGCAGGAGCCGUUCUCGAGCCUCAGGUCCAUCUAUACUUCAACAGCAAAAAUAUGUUGAGCUUGUCCUCGUUGCAGACAACCGUGAGUACAAGAAGAUGGAGAGUAAUCGGGGAGAGCUGCGUAAAAGGAUAUUUGAAGUGGUUAACUUUGUCAACAUGGUGUAUAAGCCUCUCAACACCUUUAUUGCCCUGGUUGGUCUGGAGGUGUGGUCAGACAGCGAUAAGAUAUCAGUGACCGCCCCUGCUGGUGCCACCCUGGACGCCUUUACCACGUGGAGGAACAACGACCUGGUCAAGACUAAGCCCCAUGACAACGCACACCUCAUCAGUGGCAUUGACUUUGAGGGAUCGACGGUGGGUCUGGCCUUCAUCGGGACUCUAUGUUCAGGUCAUUCAGCUGGGGUGGUGCAGGAUCACAACCCCAGGGCCAUAGCUGUGGGGGCAACAUUGGCCCAUGAGAUGGGCCACAAUCUGGGCAUGAACCACGAUGACUCCAGUGCCUGUGCUUGUUCUGGGCAUAGCUGUAUAAUGGCUGGGGCCCUCAGCUGGGAUAUCCCAAAGUCAUUCAGUAGCUGCAGUAGUUCGAGCUAUGACCAGUUCCUGAAUAAUCGUAACCCUGAGUGCCUACUGAACAAGCCAGACUACCGAAAUGUGGAAUCAACCCCAGUGUGUGGGAAUGGCUUUCUGGAGAAAGGAGAGGAGUGUGAUUGUGGCUCCCUGGAGGAGUGUACAAACCCUUGCUGUAAUGCCACCAGCUGCACACUGACCAAAGGCUCCGAGUGUGCUGCAGGAGAGUGCUGUGAAGACUGUAAGAUCAUGGCCUCGUCCACAGAGUGCAGAAGGAAACAUGAUGACUGUGACCUAGCGGAGUACUGUACAGGGAAUUCAGCCGUCUGUCCUGAGGACGUCUUCUCCGUCAAUGGGAUCUCCUGUGACAGAGGGAGGGGCUACUGCCGCAACGGCCAGUGUCCACAGCAUCACGACCAGUGUGUGAAAAUGUAUGGCCCAUCUGCUGAAAAGGCCACAACGUACUGCUAUAACCAGAACACCAGAGGACUGUACUACGCCUACUGCAGACGGCCUUCACAGGACCAGUUCAUCCCCUGCCAGAGCCAAGAUGUGCAGUGUGGGAAACUCUUCUGCAAGAACGGUAACGAUGACCCCAACUAUGGUCGCAUGGUGAAAUUCUCCGACUGCAAAGCCACAUUCUACGGUGAUCACACCAGUGACUUUGGACAGGUGAACACGGGGACCAAGUGUAAUGAUGGGAAGGUGUGCAGCAAGAACGAGUGUGUGGAUCUUGAGACAGCCUACGGACCCAAAGCCACCAAUUGCUCAGCCCGGUGCAAAGGACAUGCUGAGUGUAAUCACAGAAUGGAGUGCCAGUGUGAACCUGGAUGGUCACAGCCAGGCUGUGAUACAAAGGAUGGAAGCUUCACGGGCCUCUCCAGAGAAGGAGUGAUUGGCAUUGCAGUGACAGUCUCUCUGCUGCUCCUGGCUGCUAUUGCUGGGGCAGUGGCUGUGUUCCUAAAGAAGAGACGACAGUCCCCCACUCUGCCUAGCCACCAUACCCAGAAGAAAAUCCAUGAAGUGGACAACCACAUCCAUAACCAACUGCCAAUCCCCAGCCAAAACAAAGCUAUGCCACAGCAGCCCAAGCGACCAAAAGUAGCUCCGCCCCCACCCCCUCCAGCUGCUAACCAAUCACAAGCCCCGGUCUAUGACUUCAGGGCCGUACGACAGGCUCUGAGACCACCACCACCACGUGUCUGAUGUCAACAUCUAAAGGAGAAGAGUGGAAACAGGAGGAUCUCAAACCUUACCAAGACCUCAAAUGUAGGGUCACAACUGCCAGGCCAGCCAGAGCACAGUCAGUCCAGAGACCUCACUUCUUUGGGAUCAUUUUACAGAACCCAAGACUAGAGACAAGUUGGCUCUGCCACCACUUCUGAAAAAGCCUGGUCCCAGAUCUCUUUGUUCUCUGGCCAACUCCAUUGCUCAUUGUUUGGCAUGACAAUGAGUGACAAGGAAUUGGCAUGAUGGCACAAACAGACUGGCACUCAGGCUACCUAUGAAGCUCAAGGAAUGUGUUUGUGCCAAUGAUGUGCAAACUCAGUAUAGUGACAAAUAUGGAAUGGACUGAAGAGUCCUCUUUUUAUGAGGAACGUCUUAAAAAAAUUACACUUUUUAGUAUUAAUUUUAUACCUGUAAUUUAUUUGUCACUGCCAUGUGAGGGAGUGAGUGUUCAGUAUGUGAUAAUAUGCCAUUUAUUUUUGUACUAUUACAUUUGUCAAUGGUGACUGUUUAUUCCCGACUUUGGCUGAGUACUGAGUCUACAGUAAAUAUUUUUUAUUAAUUCAAAGUAUUACUGAGGACAGCCAUUGCUGACUAAAGUUCUGUAUAAAAAAAAAAAAUACACAUGCUCAAUACUGAUAAAGUUCCUGAAUUUUAGAUUGAGUAAGUCUAGUGAGCAAGAAUUUA
Salvelinus fontinalis (brook trout) is the source of this 3656-nucleotide messenger RNA. RefSeq names its product zinc metalloproteinase-disintegrin-like brevilysin H2a. The transcript is spliced from 22 exons. Gene Ontology annotation, biological process: proteolysis. The record is from RefSeq and is a predicted model, not a curated record. Gene Ontology annotation, cellular component: plasma membrane. Gene Ontology annotation, molecular function: metalloendopeptidase activity. Bases 813 to 2948 code for a protein of 711 amino acids. Lineage: Eukaryota; Metazoa; Chordata; Actinopteri; Salmoniformes; Salmonidae.